UCCAGUAUUGCUUCCUGCUCCCACUUCUCUCCAAGUCCCCGCCGAAAUCCGUUUCCGGGGCCAGGGGUCGUCCCCGCCCACCUCCGCGUCUUCUUCAAGAUGGCGAGCGGCGGCGGCGGCGGGGGGGCGUCGGUUGCUGCCCUCUGGAGCGAAGUGAAUCGUAACGGUCAGAACGGCGACUUCACGCGCGCUCUCAAGACAGUGGACAAGAUCUUACAGAUCAACAAAGAUGAUAUAACUGCUCUGCAUUGUAAAGUGGUGUGCCUUAUCCAAAACGGUAAUUUCAAGGAAGCCUUGAGUGUCAUCAAUUCUCACACCAAAGUGUUAACUGGUGAUACUGUUUCCUUUGAGAAGGCAUACUGUGAAUACAGGCUGAAUCGUAUUGAGAAUGCCUUGAAAACAAUAGAAAGUGCCAGCCAUCAGACGGAUAAACUAAAGGAACUUUACGGACAAGUGUUGUAUAGGUUGGAGCGUUAUGAUGACUGCUUGGCUGUGUACCGAGAUCUCAUCCGAAACUCUCAAGAUGAUUAUGAAGAAGAAAGGAAAACAAACCUUUCAGCAGUGGUUGCUGCCCAAAGCAACUGGGAAAGAGUAGUACCAGAAAACUUAGGCCUUCAAGAAGGCACUUAUGAAUUGUGCUACAAUACUGCAUGUGCACUAAUUGGACAAGGCCAGCUGAACGAGGCACUGAAAAUCUUACAAAGAGCAGAAGAUCUUUGCCGUCAGUCACUCUCAGAAGACUCUGAUGUGACUGAGGAAGACAUACAAGCAGAACUAGCAAUCAUUCAUGGUCAGAUGGCAUAUAUUCUCCAACUUCAGGGUCAUACAGAAGAGGCUUUACAGCUUUAUAAUCAGAUAAUAAAAUUAAAGCCAACAGAUGUGGGAUUGCUUGCUGUAAUUGCAAAUAACAUCAUUACAAUUAACAAGGACCAAAAUGUCUUCGAUUCCAAGAAAAAAGUGAAACUAACCAAUGCAGAUGGAGUAGAGCAUAAGCUUUCCAAGAAACAGCUGCAGGCUAUAGAAUUUAACAAAGCUUUACUUGCUAUGUAUACAAACCAGGCAGAUCAGUGCCGUAAAAUAUCAACCAGCUUGCAGUCCCAAAGUCCUGAGCAUCUUUUGCCUGUGUUAAUCCAAGCUGCUCAACUCUGCCGGGAAAAGCAACAUGCAAAGGCAAUAGACCUCCUUCAGGAAUUUUCAGAACAGCACCCAGCCAAUGCAGCAGAGAUUAAAUUGACCAUGGCACAGCUGAAAAUUGCUCAAGGUAAUAUUACCAAAGCAUGUCUAAUCUUGAGAAGUAUAGGAGAGUUAAAGCAUAAACCAGGCAUGGUGUCUGCAUUAGUAACAAUGUACAGUCAUGAAGAAGAUAUAGAUAGUGCCAUUGAGGUCUUUACACAAGCUAUCCAUUGGUACCAAAAUCACCAGCCAAAGUCUUCUGUUCAUUUGUCCUUGAUAAGAGAAGCUGCCAACUUCAAACUCAAAUAUGGGAGGAAGAAGGAUGCAAUUAGUGACCUGGAGCAACUAUGGAAGCAAAAUCCAAAAGAUAUUCACACUUUGGCACAGCUUAUCUCUGCUUAUUCGCUGGUAGAUCCUGAGAAGGCAAAAGUUCUUAGUAAACACUUGCCCUCAUCAGAUAGUAUGUCCCUGAAAGUAGACGUAGAAGCACUUGAAAAUUCCCAUGGUGCUACAUACAUUCGGAAAAAAGGCGGGAAGCUUACUGGAGAGAACCCACUGAAAGAACAAGGGCAAGGAGACAUAAAGAAAAAGAAGAAAAAAAAGAAAGGAAAAUUACCCAAGAAUUAUGAUCCUAAAGUUACCCCAGAUCCAGAGCGAUGGCUUCCGAUGCGAGAACGUUCCUACUACAGGGGAAGAAAGAAGGGUAAAAAGAAGGAUUUGAUAGGAAAAGGGACACAGGGAACAGCUUCAGCAGCUUCAUCCGAAUUGGAUGCUAGUAAAACUGUGUCCAGCCCACCCACUUCCCCGCGGCCUGGGAGUGCUGCUGCAGUAUCUGCCUCUACAAGUAAUAUAAUACCCCCAAGGCACCAGAAGCCUGCAGGGGCUCCUGCCACAAAGAAGAAACAGCAACAGAAAAAGAAGAAAGGUGGGAAAGGAGGCUGGUGAUUUGGACAUUCAUAUCACAGUCUAUUUUUUUUAUCUUUUCCCACUGUAAGGCACCAGGAACAUAAUAAAGGUCGAACAGCAACAAGCACAGGGCUUUUUUAUUCCCCUCUUAAGUUGACUUAAUGUUCUGUUUAGUUUUCUGUGCUCUCUGCUUCCAGGAGUCAUAAGUGUCAUGCCUUUCAACUCCAUGCCGCCUUAACUCUCAGUUUACCUUUGUGUACCUUUGUGCAGAGUUAAGAGGAUGUGGGGCAGUUGAGUAUUUGCCCGAUGUAACCAUCUGCUGUCCCCUGCUCUUUGUGGGCCCCCCCUGGCUCUUCCCAGCUUCACAGAUAAGGCGUGUUCUCCAAGUUCUUUCCAGCUCAUGUUAAAAUUGGAACCUACUUACACUAGUUUCAGCUGACUCUGAAGACCCACUUGUUGCAUUCACCUUCCACUUAUUAAAGCAUGAUUUGCUAGGAGUAAAGAGGCUGAAAAUGGAGUUCUCCAAGCAUGCUAGCAAGCUGCUUGGAAGCAUCACUCCAUGAAAAGGGGACCAGGACCUUCCCUGGCUUCUUCACAGCUAAGUGGUUGCAGGGCAUUUUUUCAGUUACUUGUUUUCAGUGAUUGUUAAAUGUUAGGGGACUUGGGUGGUUCAUGCUAUGUUAUUAUUUUUAUAAAUAUGCAGCCUUUCUGUGUCUCAGAAGUUAACAACAUACUGUAUUGACCUAGAACACUCAGCUCAAGAAAGAAAAUGGCCAUCAUCAGUAUGGUGGGCAGUGUACUCCAGCAUCCCGUGCUCUAGCAAAGGAAUUCGUUUCAUCCUGUCUCAUACAAAAAAGAUGUUCCCAUGCAGAUACAUGGGCAUUUUUUUUUAUACCGUACAGGUUGGUGAGAGGUAAUUCACACAGCAGGUCGGUAUUAUUAGCAGGUCAGUGUUGAGACCUAACAAGGAAUUGUAUACCUGUGAUAGGUGCUAUCCUUCAAACAAGCAGCUACAACUUUCUAGUUGUGGAUUUCUGAUACUCAUGUCCCCCCCAAAUUGAUGAAGUAUUCUCUCAUACUCAGCUUGCUCUUUAGAAGUGUUGCCUAUGCCUUUCCCUCAUAAGCCGCUAUGUUUAAACAGAAUUUUUUUUCUUGUUGAACUGUUUAGCUCUGUGCUGCUUUUUUAUUACUAGUCAUUUGAUGUGUCCCAAGACCAUUUUAAAGUCCAACAAACAUUGCCUUGUGGUUACAUUAUUUCAUCCUUGUUAAUAAAGUACUGCUAGACUUCGGUCUCGA
Phascolarctos cinereus (koala) is the source of this 3375-nucleotide messenger RNA. It is a transcript of the gene SRP72, whose product is annotated as signal recognition particle 72. Gene Ontology annotation, cellular component: signal recognition particle, endoplasmic reticulum targeting. Gene Ontology annotation, biological process: SRP-dependent cotranslational protein targeting to membrane. Gene Ontology annotation, molecular function: protein binding; ribosome binding; 7S RNA binding. The record is from RefSeq and is a predicted model, not a curated record. Lineage: Eukaryota; Metazoa; Chordata; Mammalia; Diprotodontia; Phascolarctidae.